UCGGUGCGCAGUUGAUCCGCUCGAGUGUAACGCGUGUCGCUUUGGCUGUGUCGACGUAGCCUGUUUGGUGACGUCACAGCAUCCGGGUUCGGCUGUGAAGAAACAUGGCGGAUGUGGAGGAGUUGAACAAACCACUGUUUGCAGGGUUAUCAGAUGUUUCCAUAGCAGAUGAUAUCCCUGUGGAAGGUCAGAUCACAGUCCCCGUGAAUUCCUCGAGUGCCAAUGAUGAGAUCUCCACGCUGGAUGAACCUGUGAAGGACACCAUUUUAAGGGAUUUAAAGGCAGUAGGUCAGAAGUUUGUGCACGUGCUGUACCCGAAGAAAAGCUCUGCUUUAUUGCGAGACUGGGAUUUGUGGGGACCUUUGCUGUUGUGUGUUUCUCUGGCAUUGAUGUUGCAGGGUGGAUCUGUAGACAGUAAAGAUGAUGGAGGUCCUCAGUUUGCCGAAGUUUUUGUUAUUGUCUGGUUCGGUUCGAUCAUCAUCACAGUCAACUCUAAACUUCUGGGAGGAACCAUAUCGUUUUUCCAGAGCCUGUGUGUGUUAGGUUAUUGUAUCCUCCCCCUGACGGCAGCCAUGUUGGUUUGUCGUCUCGUGUUGCUCAGCUCCAGCGGAAUUACCAGCUUCAUUGUCCGGCUUGUGGUCGUCAGCGCCUCCUUUGGCUGGUCGACGUUUGCCUCCACAGCAUUCCUCGCUGACAGUCAGCCACCCAAUCGGAAAGCUCUCGCCAUUUACCCGGUUUUUCUCUUCUACUUUGUGAUUGGUUGGAUGAUCCUUACCUUCUCUCCAUCAUAACCUUCACUCACUCUCAGCUGAAGUGUGUAACCCAAAGCCCCUCCCCUUUUCCUGAUUUUCACCCUGUCCUAACUUUUACAUCAUCCACAAGGCCUGAUGAGUGGGCCGGGCUUUUCCAGCAAACAAAUAAAAAAAAGGGAAAUGAAAUGUGAUCUUUCCUUUUUUCAUUCGUUUGUAGGUAUGGACAGAUGGAGGGCUGAAGAAGAAAGAAAAAAACUCUUUUGUACUUCAUUCACAAUGUUCCACAAGUCUUUUUUUUAUUUACAUCAGCAAAACUGUGUGUGUGUGUGUGUGUGUGUGUGUGUGUGUGUGUGUGUUCGCAUGAGUGUGUGUGUGAGAGAAAUGUUAACAUUUACAACUAAUAAAAAUAUAAUUAUUUUAUUUAAUGAAAUCUUUAAGAAAUACACACAAACUAUUUGGAUCAGAAUGUCUCAUGCAUAUUAAUGAGUGGGCGUGGCCUGAUAAGUGUACGUAUGAUGUGGGAUUAAUUACAAGGUGAGAUUGUUUGAUUGUUUGAUUGAUUGAUUGUGUAUUUAUUGUGUUAUAAAGAUGUUAAUAACAGUG
Silurus meridionalis is the source of this 1355-nucleotide messenger RNA. It is a transcript of the gene yipf6, whose product is annotated as Yip1 domain family, member 6. Lineage: Eukaryota; Metazoa; Chordata; Actinopteri; Siluriformes; Siluridae. Gene Ontology annotation, cellular component: trans-Golgi network; membrane. The transcript is spliced from 7 exons. Bases 105 to 791 code for a protein of 228 amino acids. Gene Ontology annotation, biological process: endoplasmic reticulum to Golgi vesicle-mediated transport. The record is from RefSeq and is a predicted model, not a curated record.